GGUUUAUCUCGACUCGUAAACACACAAGCAGACGUCACGCGUUACGGAUCACGAAAAACAUUAAAGAAUUUAUUUAAUUUUAGGUUUAGUUGUCUAUAAUUUACUACAAAUAUAAUGUUUACAUACAAGAAAUAAAGAAACGCUAUUUUGCUUUACUUUGUGACCCUGUUACUUUCUCCAGGAUGGAGGCAAUCGGGGUGGUUUUGUGUGACAAUUUGAUAAAGUGGUUGCAGACUCUAGAUCUUAAGGCAAAACAUGGGAAUCCGUCAGAAUUAUCAGAUGGUGUGGCCAUAGCAGAGGCCCUCACACAAAUAGCACCGGAAUACUUCACUGUGGUGUGGAAUUCUAAAAUAAAGACAGAUGUUGGACAUAACUGGAGAUUAAAAGUCAGCAAUUUAAAAAAAAUACUGGAGGGUGUUGUAGAUUAUCAUCAAGAUAUUCUUAAUUUAAGUUUGCAAGAGUUUUCAAGGCCAGAUGUAGUAAAUAUAGCAGAGACAGCGGAUCCCUCCGACUUAGGGAGAUUGCUACAACUCGUUUUGAGUUGUGCAGUCAACUGUGUAAAGAAAGAAGAGUACAUCACUAGAAUAAUGGAAAUGGAACUAUCUUGCCAGAGAUCAAUUAUGCAGGCCAUACAGGAACUGCAGACUCUAACGCUGGGCGUGAACCGUGGCAGUGUGCACUUGGACGCGGCGCCCGCCGACAGCUCGGAUGCGGACAUGAGGGAAGCCCUCGCGCAGAGGUGCCAUGAACUCGAUACGCAGGUAAAAAUUCUCCAAGAAGAGAAAAUGACACUGUUAAGCGAGGUCGGUCGCUUGACAGCGGCGCGGGAAACCGUAGUGGAAUCAGGUGACGCCGAGUUGGACGACGCGGGCGCGUCACUUGGGCCAGCCCACGCCGGCACGUUGCGAUACACGACGAUGCGCGCGCAACUAGACGCGCUCAAAGAUGAAUUGGACAAGGUGGAACUGCAGCGUGAUGAUCAGCAUGCGAGGGCUGAUGCGCUGGAGAGGGAGUUGGCCCUCAUGAAGCUCAGGAAUGAAGAACUACAGAUGGCAGCAUCAGAAAACAUAGCUCUAAAGGAUGAAUUGGACGCUUUACGAGAGACUGCGGCCAAAGCAACAGCGUUAGAGGCAACAGUUGCCUCUUACAAGAAGCGUAUGGAAGAGCACGUCGAUCUACGGAGACAGGUGAAGUUGUUGGAGCGAGCGAACACCGAGCACGUGCAACGCGCGAUCGAGCACGAACAGGCCGCCGCUAAGGCGAACGCUAUAAGAGCGCAGUUGGAUAUAUACAAGAAACAGAUGAUGGACCUUAACGAGAAGCUGGACGGUGAGAUAACAAAAGCAGACAAGCUUGAGAUUGAGAACAAGAAGCUGAGCAGUCGCGUGGCGUCAGUACAGCGUGAGCGUGACGCGUUACUGCACGAGCGGGACACGCUGCGGGACACUGUCGACGAACUACGGUGUUCUACUAUUACUGCUGGUGCCAAUGAAGACAAUGUUUCUCGAGAACUAAUUCCCAACGACCUCAAAGAGCAGUUGAUACGACUGGAGCACGAGAACAAGCUGUUACGGCAGAACCAAGGCGCUCAGGCCGACCAGGCCUCUGUGCAGGCUUUGCUAGAAGACUACGUCGCGCGUUUAGAGAAGCAACGCGCUAUGAAUCGCGAGGCGAAUCAACGCAUCAUGCAAUUAGAGGCAACACUCGAAGCCCCCCACCCACGCCUCGCCUCAGCCAUCGAGGACAAUCAGAGAAAAUCGUUGCAAGUAGAAGAGUUACAAGCGGCUUUAGCAGAGGAGCGGCGCCGGGCGACUAAGUUCCAAGAGGCACUGGCGGCCAGGGACGCGGAACUUUUGGCGACCGAGGACAAGUACAAGAAGUGCUUGGAGAAGGCUAAAGAUGUCAUCAAGUCGUUGGAUCCUAGAGCUUCUGCUCAACAGUCGCUGUCGGAUAUAACUUUGGGAUACUCUCGAGCCGCGGGAACAGGUGCGGGUCCUUCGCGGCCUGAAACCGCUCCCGCUGCCAGUAAUCGUCACGAAUGGAGCGGCAGCCCGGAGGAGGGCGGGCGCGCGGGCGCCAGCGAGCAGCGGCUGCUGGCCACGGCGUGGUACCAGCUGGGCGCGCGCUGCCACCGCGACGCCGUGGAGUCGCGCUUCACGCUGCUGUCGGCCGGACACUCGUUCCUGGCGCGCCAGCGCCGCCACGCGCCGCGCCCGCGACACGCCGCGCCCGCGCCCGCGCCCUCCGCGCCCGCGCAGUCGCACUAACUAGCACAGGGUACGAAUAUCUUGAUACUGUACAUUUUGGACGCGUAUUUUUUUGCUAACAAAUCGUCUGAUUGUCGAAUUAAAGAAUAACUUUUUGAAGAAACGAAAGUUACAUAGUUACCUUAAUCUAUCAUCUUUUUCCUUAGGUAACAUCUUGACGUUAGACGAUUUCGUAAAGAAAUGUGUUCAAUUUUAACUUAUCCUGGUGGACAUUAACACCUUAGUCAUUUACUCUAUUGUCAGCGCCAGAGUAUCAUGAAUGAGGGGUCGUAAAAAAAACUUGACUGGAGUUAUUGGUUGAAUCCAUCCUGUCGUACCCCGCACAAACAACCAUUUUAAACAUGAGUUCUGCAACCAUUGGUUCAAAUUCGAGUUCUUUGCGUCCUGUUAUACAGGUAACAAUCCACACAACUGUCCGUAAAUUCGUACGAAUUUACCUGCUAUUAGGUAACCUAUGCGGUAUGAACUGAUUCCUGGACUAACACCUAAGUGUUCAGAGUGAAUGAUAUGUGAUCUAACAUCCGAGACCCGUUACAAAGUACUAAUAAGUUGAAUGUACUCAAUAUUUUGUAGAUAUACUAUUGGCAACAUGGGUACUAGUGUUUGUAUAUAAUGUGUAUGUAUAUUGUUGACGUCUGAUUGGUUGCUGGCCGACCAAUCACUUCCAUCCUUUUAAAUCUACGUCAAUUGAAAUCACAUCAUUUUUGUGGGUAUGUGUAAAUGUAUAUCUUUAAACCACAAGUUUAUGGGUGUUAGAUAAAUUGAAUGUAACAUUUUAAAAGACCAUUUUAUUUAAUGUAUGUUAUGACCCAUGUAAAAAUUAGGUAAUCCAAAUGUUAGGACAAAUUUUCCUUUUUUAACUUGCUCAUAUGUAUGUUAAUAAUUAGUUUUAGUUUGAGAGCACGAAUGUAACCACCUGAGUUAACUGUUAUAGUUUAAUUUGAUUACAUUAACGUUAGGGACCCUUUGCUUAUAGCUAAGUGUUUAUUUUCCUUUGGGAUGGAACAAGUCUGCCUUUCGAUACGUUGUGGUAUCGCGGUGCUUACUGAAUUAUGGAACACAUGGAUUGUAGUAAAGAGCUACUCCUAUUUUAAGGAGAUAUUUUGUAUCAGCUUUAUUCGAUUUAGACUGCUUUUCCACCAGGGAUACGUUUAGAGAAGUGUAUAAAAAAGCAUUAGAAUAAUUAAUUCUAAAUAGCUUAUUGGAUGUAACAAAAGAGUCCAACCUUCGAUAACUGGUGUAAUGAACCAGUAACUAAGUUAUCUGACGGGGUCUCUGGUUGUUCAAAUCCUUCCAUUAUACUCGCUACACGAAGAAUUAUGUAGCUUAAUUUUCCUUAUCCAUAAAGUACUCUUUCUCUUAAAAAACGACCUUGUGUCGCGGGGAUUUUCACAAACAUACAAAUCACAUGCACAAAAACAUCCAGACUCAGAACAAGCAUUCGUGGAUCACAAAAAUGCUUGUCCUAUGCGGGGAUCGACACGCCGCGCACUGUGGGUUUGGCGUAGUGACCACAACCACUCAGCUAUCGAUGCAGUUAAGAGUGAUUCUAUUUGCUUUUAGAAAUGCAUUCCUCUCUACGCUCCCCUGGUGGAAACGAAGUUUUAACCCGAGACUCACCGUCCCUUACCUUCUAACCUUACUCUGCAAAGCAACAUUGUACAGUCUAACUAUAACAAUUUUAUUAUAUUGCUGCAAAACUGAAAAUCUUCUAUUGUGACAAUAUCGUUUUCCUUUGUUAUUUCACUUCUUUUUAAUAUAAGUUAUAAUACGUGUGAUCUUAGAACAAGCCUAGAUAUUAUAUUUGCACUACAUAUUAUUUUAAGAUAAUAAUCAUAAUUUUUAUAAUGUCGUUUUAUAUCAGUAUUUUUGUUAAUAUUUAUAAAUGUUGUAACCAAUGUCAUAUGUAACUAGAAUUUAUCAUUUGUUAAUUUUUAAAACAAUUAUAAUCGUAUUAGAAUUCUGACGCCAAUUAUUUUAUUCAUACAAUUAUGUCUAAUUCUCAAUAACUUUUAGUGAGAAAACAACAUUUUCCUUAAUUUUAUUGGUAAGCUUUACCAGUACCGUGAAUGGAGGUAUUUAUGCAAAACAGUGCAAAUUAUUUAUUUAAUUUAAGUAUAAAUUGUAUUAAUUGUUGAUGAUGACAAUAUAGUUUUGGAAUUUUU
Messenger RNA from Trichoplusia ni (cabbage looper), 4432 nucleotides. It is a transcript of the gene hook, whose product is annotated as protein hook. Gene Ontology annotation, cellular component: centrosome; cytoplasm. The transcript has 13 exons. The coding region runs from base 183 to 2267 and encodes 694 amino acids. The record is from RefSeq and is a predicted model, not a curated record. Gene Ontology annotation, molecular function: dynein light intermediate chain binding; microtubule binding. Gene Ontology annotation, biological process: cytoplasmic microtubule organization; cytoskeleton-dependent intracellular transport. NCBI's taxonomy places the organism in Eukaryota, Metazoa, Arthropoda, Insecta, Lepidoptera, Noctuidae.